AUGUCUUCUGUCAACAUUCGCAGCGUCGCAGUUGUUGGUGGUACCGGAACUAUUGGGAAACCCAUUGUUAAAGAGCUUGUCGACCAGGGGUUUCAAGUCUCUGUUCUUUCCCGAAGCAAUAAGCAAGACGAUCUGCCCAAGGGAGCUGUCGUGAAGACAGUGGAUUAUGACAGUCUCGAGUCCCUCAAGACCGCCCUAGCAGGCCAAGAUGCCGUUGUGUCCACAAUAGCGUCACCUGCCGUUGGCCCUCAGCAGCAGAAUGUACUAGAAGCUGCCUACGCGUCCGGAGUGAAGCGUUUCAUCCCAUCCGAGUUCGGAAUAAACACACGCAAGCUCCAAGGCCUGAAGAUCGCCCAAAUCUUGGCUGGAAAAACCAAGCUGGUGGAUGGCCUUCAACAGAAGGCCGACGAAAACAAGAACUUCACUUGGACUGGACUGUCCAACGGGCUCUUCUUCCACUAUUUCGGCUUUGAUGCGAAGGCGAAGAAAGCUACUAUCUACGACUCCGGAAACGAGCCUUUUCAAACGAGCAGCCUCGGACUGAUUGCCAAGGCUGUGGCAUCUAUCCUCAAACAUCCCCAUGAAACUGCAAACAAAUAUCUGUCCAUCGCGUCGUUCCAACCGUCCCUGAACGAGAUCCUUCAAAUUGUGGAGGACGAGACUGGUACUAAGUGGACAGUUGAGCGUGUAAGUACACAAGAUUUGCAAAAGGUGGGUGAGGAGAAGUUGUCCAAGGGCGAUUUCAGCGCAUUCCGGGAAUUGCUCAGGGUCCACAUUCACCGUGAUGGCGACGGACACUCUGUUCCAGAGGGCGAGCUAGCCAAUGGAUUGCUUGAAUUGCCCAAAGAGGACUUGCGUAACUCAGUCAGGGAUUGGUUAGCGUCAGCGGGUGCGCUCUAA
Messenger RNA from Diaporthe amygdali, 900 nucleotides. RefSeq lists its product as uncharacterized. The transcript has 3 exons. The coding region runs from base 1 to 900 and encodes 299 amino acids. The record is from RefSeq and is a predicted model, not a curated record. NCBI's taxonomy places the organism in Eukaryota, Fungi, Ascomycota, Sordariomycetes, Diaporthales, Diaporthaceae. Gene Ontology annotation, molecular function: oxidoreductase activity.